AUGGCUUGUGUCUGGAUAAUUUUACUGCUAACGAUAGCAAUUGCCAGACUACCGAAACAAGUCCAUCGAACUCCACUUAAUGGAUCAUGGGAAAUUCGAAGCAGUAAACAAGACAUUUCCAUCGAAGUGAUAUCCGGAGCCGAUAUGUUUUCAGCGCUAUGGACUAAAGGCAUUAUAAGCGAUCCGUUAUCUGGUAAACAAGACAGCCAAUAUCGGUCACAUGCAUGGGAAGAUUGGACAUUUCAACACAUAUUCCGAACAGCCCCUAAACGAACCCAAAAUGAGGUCACUGAAUUAUGCUGGGAUGGUAUCGACACAUUCUGUGAUGUGGCUUUGAAUGGCAUCAUACUCGGUACUGGAAACAAUAGCUUUUUGUAUGUAUGUUGGGAUGUCAGUCAGUAUAUUCGUCCUGAUGCUGAGAACGAGUUGAAACUUGUGUGCCAAUCCACCCUUCGGACAGCAAAUCGGACAGCGAUGGAGAGAAAAAAGCGAGGACAGCCCACAGCUCCUCCAGAAUGCUGGCGCGAUGAACAGCAUGGCGAAUGCAACAUCAAUCUCGUACGUACCACACAGGCAUCAACAAGUUGGGAUUGGGGUCCAGCAUUUCCGAUUCAAGGGUUCUGGCAUCCACCGUGUUUGAUCACGUCACCUUCGAAUAUUCGACUGGGGGAGGGGUUUAAAUUCUACAGCUUUGUCAAUAAAGACACAUUUGCUCAACGUUGGAGCGCUUAUGCCAGUGUUGAAGUGCUUCGUCCAUCAGAUCGUGGAGUGCUGAAGGGAAGUGAGACACUGUGCAUCAUCUUCAUGCUUGAUUCAUGGUCACCCCCGAAUGGAAAAACUUGCUUUGCAAUGGCCCGGAACGUCACGCAGAAAGACGUCAGGGUAUCAAUUUUGACAAACAGUGACGGAAUAGAACCUUGGUGGCCAAAUGGAAUGUUUUCGGGCCCACGAACGUAUGACCUAAGUUUGACACUAUCUAGCGAAGACGAUUUCGUAUUGGACCAGGCGCAAUAUUUGGUGGGGUUUCGUGAAGUGCAACUGGUUGAAGUAAGUACAACUUUAGAAGGCGGAGCGAGUUUCGUCUUCUUUCAUUUCUGCUUGUGA
Dicrocoelium dendriticum is the source of this 1104-nucleotide messenger RNA. NCBI's taxonomy places the organism in Eukaryota, Metazoa, Platyhelminthes, Trematoda, Plagiorchiida, Dicrocoeliidae. The record is from the annotation of a GenBank genome assembly.